Molecule: messenger RNA, 1366 nt
Organism: Misgurnus anguillicaudatus (oriental weatherfish)
Lineage: Eukaryota; Metazoa; Chordata; Actinopteri; Cypriniformes; Cobitidae
Gene: epcam
Product: epithelial cell adhesion molecule
Cellular component (GO): membrane
Source: RefSeq, a predicted model, not a curated record
GUCCACCUGACGUCACUUUCCUCAAGCAGGUAUACAUAAUUUGCCACCUGUGCUGAGUUUAGAUCAGUCGUUUGGCGGAUUGCCUUCAGGAAUAAGCUCAGCAGUGUCGAACUAUUGCCUUGGUUGGAUUUUAUUCGUCUUUUCAGGACUGUUUUGGUUAAUAUCCACGAUGAAGAUUUUAAUCGCCCUGCUUGUUGUAACGUUUGUGGGUCUGGUUGCCUCACAAUGUGAAUGUCCGACUAUGAAAUGGGCGGUGUGUGAUGGUACUCCGUGCACUUGCAAGCUUGCGCUUGGUGUGGAUCUCAGCCAGAAUAUUGACUGUUCAAAGUUAAUUCCCAAGUGCUACCUGAUGAAAGCGGAAAUGCAUCGUGCCAGGACAGGCCAGAGCACUCGAUCAAUUGGUGGCAAGCCAGUCGAGACUGCGUUUGUUGACAAUGAUGGCAUCUAUGACCCAGAAUGUGAGAAUGAUGGAAAGUUCAAGGCUAAGCAGUGUAACGGCACCGAGGAGUGCUGGUGCGUCAACAGUGCCGGUGUACGCAGAAGUGAUAAAGGAGAAAAAAGCAUCAAGUGUGAACCUGUGGAGACCUAUUGGGUUCGUCUUGAAAUGAAGCACAAAGAAGUAGAUGGAGCUUUGGAUGCCACCAAGCUUAGAACUGGUAUCGAAAAUGCUUUCCAGGAACGUUACCAGUUGGAUAAGGGAUUCGUGAAAGAAGUUCAGUAUGACAAAGAUGGCCGACGUAUUGUUGUGGAUGUUGAAAAAAAGAAGGAUGAUAAGACUCUAGACCUGUCCCUCAUUUCCUAUUACAUGGAGAAGGAUAUCAAAGUUCUGCCCCUGUACAGUAAAGGUACACCCUUCGAGGUCAGUGUUGAGGGAAAAAAGGUGUCCAUGGAAAACGUCCUGGUGUACUAUGUAGAUGCAGUGCCACCCACAUUCACCAUGAAGAAGCUGACCGGCGGUGUAAUUGCUGUUAUUGUGGUGGUCAGCGUGAUUGUCAUCGCAGGACUUCUUGUUCUGUUCUUCCUCAAUCGACAAAACAAGGCCAAGUACAGCAAAGCACAGGCCAGAGAGAUGGAGACCAUGUCUUGAGCUUGUAUUCAACCAUCAACUACUUGAGUCCAGCACUGGGACGUUUCCUGCGCUGAUGCAUAGACCUGCUGUACAUUUUUGCUUGUAACCUUUUCAUAUAGGGGAAAAUAAGUCUGUUACGUGCAGAGUUUUUAAAUGGACUUUCACUGUUACUGUUUUUAAAUGGCGUGUUACUGUUUUGCUAUUUAAUGAGGGCUCUUCAAUUGGAUCAAUAUUUUAACUGUACAGUUUGUGUUUAACUUGUAAGUUUGUUUUUAAUAAAAGUUGUUUUGUGUUAAA